Messenger RNA from Paramuricea clavata, 625 nucleotides. The record is from the annotation of a GenBank genome assembly. Lineage: Eukaryota; Metazoa; Cnidaria; Anthozoa; Malacalcyonacea; Plexauridae.
AUGCGACCGUUAGGAAAAGCGCUCAAGACAGCGACACUCGAAGGACGACCAUGGAAACAAGAAUUGAACCGUUUUCUUUUACAAUAUCGUACCACUCCACAUUGCACUACAGGAGUACCUCCAUCAGAACUGUUGUUUAACCGAGUGAUAAAAGGAAAAUUACCAGUUAUAAACAGCAAGAAGAUUGUCAAUCGACAUAAAGAAGCUCGAGACAAUGAGAAAACACGACAAGAACACAACCGAGAACAUGCAAAUCAAAGGAGAAACACAAGAAAAAGUGAUCUACAAGUUGGAGACUAUGUACUGGUUAGACAAGAAAAGAAAAACAAGCUAACUGCGAAUUUUAAUCACAAACCGUAUUAAAGUGAUAAAGAAAACUGGUUCAGAGAUACUUGCCCAAAGUAAAGAUGGUCAUAUUGUGAAACGGAACGUGUCACAUUUCAAGCGAAUAAAUAAACCACGAGAAGAAGACACUGAUGACGAAGGUUUCGAUUAUGAAGAAAACUCGCAGGACAAUCAGCCAUCUAUCAGUAAUGAAAACAACGAAGUACCAAGAAGAUCAAGCCGAAUUCGAAGACCACCGAAUCGAUACGGACAUGAAUAUCCAUCAAAUCUAAUAAACUAA